CACGCCGCCGCCCACAUCGGAAGCACAGUCGAUGUUCUCGCUGCAAACUCCACCUCGGAGACCUCAGUUCCAUACCCCGAAGGCUGUCUUCGAGACUCCGCCCCCUCCCCGUGGGAUGCCGGAUCUCCCUGGACCACCCUCUGAGGAUGAGGAUGAGGAAGAUGAUCAUACGCCGAUCUUGCAAAGCAGAGAAAUUCAGGGGGAACUAACUGCGCUUAAGACCCCACGUCCUCCUGGUGCUUGGCUUGCUACUCCAGCGCCAUCUCGACUGUCCACCAUCGAGCACAUCGAGCGUGCGGGCUCAGCACCGCCCGCUGAGCAGAAGUCGCCGUCGUCUGAUAGCGGGCUUGCAACUCCACCGUCGACACUCUCGCGGGCAAACUCUCUCCCGCCCAAAACUCCCGCGCCGCCGGGCGGCUGGGUCAACACACCUGCACCGGACACGUCGGCGAGGAGGAAAGCAGCACUGAAAGUCCGUUUCGAUGUCGAAUCCGAGACUGCGUCCGAUGGGACUUUCGAGAGGCCCUCGGCUGACUCGAGCGGGGAGUCCAAGGUGCCUGCCAACGAGUCCAGUGGUGCCCCAUGGAGCAUCGCCGCGCUGCAGAACGCUGAUGGGUCAACAUCCUCAGCGCCUCCGGAGUCUUCUAUCGAGCCCCCGCCCACACCACCCUCCAUGCGGGAUCGGAUUCGACAGAAGUCCCCCAGCAUCCGUGUUCUUGAUGCGUACGGGAGGGAGCAAGUUGAAACGGGCCCCGCUCCAAUAGCGGUGCCUGAGGCGGCUCCAAGGAACGAUGAGUUGCCGACGGACACUCGUGCUGUGGUCCACACGACUCCUCGGCGAGAGGCACGGGCCGGGCCCUCCGCAACACCACGCAGCCGGAGUGCUGUGCGCAUGGUGGAUGCUAUGGGUCGGGAGAUCGAGGAGGAACCGGUGGUGGAAGAAGAGUCGUUCGCGGAGACGCCGUUGUCGCGUAGCGAGGCUCUCUAUCGUAUGCGUGAGACGCUUGCGUCUAUGGCGCAAGAUUUGAGCGACGCCGACAGGUUGAGUGACAAGGCCGUAUUUGACGCGCAGUCAUAUGCUUCCCUAGAGGAGCGAUGUCGGUCUGCACAGACAGCGCGGAACAAACUCUCGAAGUCACUGCAGAUGGUGCAGAGUGCGGAAGUUGAGCUGAAGAGCAAGUAUGCACCUUUGCAGAGUAGGCUCAAGCAGAGCGUCUCCAUGCCCGAUUCUCCGCGUCUCAGCUGGCGUGUGGUCGUCUGGCUUGUUGUACUGCAACUCAUUCUACUGGCGGUCAUGUACCGCUACUCCCUCGCCCAAGCCCGGAAGAUCUUCCUCACGACAUAUUACGACCCGUUCUACCCGGAGCUCUACCGUUACCUCGUGAAACCCAAUACCCACCAACACGCGAUACCCUCAUGCCCUCCAUGGUCCAUCUUCACCGUCUUCAGCAGCCUGCAGCGCGCCGGCCUUAAGGGCGUCGCCGCGGAUGCAUGGACGAGCGCCAGCUGCUCUAUCUCCUCAUCCUUCCAGUCGUUCUGGACCGGCAUGAGCUAUACUCAGAGUGCGAUCCCGUAUUCGUGGCCCCCGACAUGACAUGAACACUAUGCGAUUGGACGCCAUCUAUUUAAACAUAUUCUCUGCGUUAAUUGCAUAUGAGUUAAGUUACAGCACACUGAUUGUCGCUUUGGUUUUUUCUUCCUUUUGUUGUAUGCACUGUGUAUCGCCUCACAAUCUACAUGCCGCAGCUCUGUGGCCAUCUUCCCUGG
Trametes versicolor FP-101664 SS1 is the source of this 1767-nucleotide messenger RNA. RefSeq lists its product as uncharacterized. NCBI's taxonomy places the organism in Eukaryota, Fungi, Basidiomycota, Agaricomycetes, Polyporales, Polyporaceae. Bases 32 to 1594 code for a protein of 520 amino acids. The record is from RefSeq and is a predicted model, not a curated record. The transcript is spliced from 4 exons.